Molecule: messenger RNA, 3029 nt
Organism: Pelodiscus sinensis (Chinese soft-shelled turtle)
Lineage: Eukaryota; Metazoa; Chordata; Testudines; Trionychidae
Source: RefSeq, a predicted model, not a curated record
GAUGUUGUAGGUGGCUGCUCAGCCCGGGGUAACAAGCAAGUCCUGGCCGCUCCCACGCUGUUGGCAGGGACAGGGGCUCCCGCGGGCUACAUCCGGUCCGUUGAGCGUCUGCUCUCCAUUUAGGGAUCAGCUUCACAAAUAUACGUGCAAUGUGCCCUUGUUUCUCUAACCGUGCUCGGAAAUCCCAUGCCGUGUACAAUUAUCCUUUUGAAGAUGAUUUACUUGUCUCUAUGGAGUCAUUGACUUAUGAUACACCCGAUGGACCACGAUUAUGGGGUGAAGUGUCAGAAAAAAGCCUUAAAAAAUGGAAGAAAAAUUUAUAUAAGAGGGAGACACAUCAAAAAAAUACAGAAAUAAGAAAGCACUGGAUCUCUGAUUGUGAAAAUGAAGAUUUAAAAGGACAUCAGCAACCUGCUAGGAAAUCUUCUACAGACUCUCAUGGAGAGAUUCAAGUUGUUGACACAGAUACAGAAAGUGAAGGCGAUUUGGUUUCGAUAAGAAGAAAAUUUGAAAAUGUUAAUCUGAAGGAGGAAGUUACACUUGUAAACCCUUCUGAGUUGGAAAGGAGAGAGAAAGUCAGAGUUCGUGUGGACGUGAUAGUACAAGAUGACGAAAGAAAGAUCCCUAAAUGGAUUAUGGUUGCACCUAGAGAAAAAUCAGAGAGUUUUCAUAUAACAUUUCCAUGGAAAGAUCGGAUGGAUAUGACUAAAUCUCCAGUUGAUGAAAUAACUAUACCAAAACACAUAUCUUUACUGGAAAAAAAUGAAUCGGGAUAUGAUAGCUUCAUGGAAGAGUACCAAUCUGCAGAUGAAGAAUGUUCCUGGAACAACGUUACGCUUGCAGAUUUGUAUCCAGGAAUGGUGGAGAUACUUAGCAAGUUGAUGAACAAACACUCUCGAAGAAAAGCAGCUGAGUCCAUAAUCAGACACUACAAAUACAGAGAAUGGCUUCCUAAAAAAUCAAAGCUUAAUAUCACCUUAGAUAGAAUAAAAAGGUUCAGGACAUCUAAGUUGAAGCCUAUACUGCCUGAGACGCAUAGUAAUGAUCAUAAAUUGCCUGUUGGGAAAAAUUUAAAUGAGAGUAACCAACUUAUUUAUGAUAGCAAAUGUCAGGCACAGCAUGUGACUAAUGAUGAAUCUGGUGUGGUAUCUUGCCCACGUGUUAGUACAAGUGAAAUGGAAAUAGAUUGGCCUAGAAAUUUAGAAGGUAAUUCAUACAUUCAAAGAAUAGACCAAAACAUCUCAAAGUCUGUUUUUCCAAAUGCCACUGUUAGAACAGAAGAAACAUUUCUAACUGAGGGUCCCUCUCAGACCACUGUAUUGUUACAUGACUCAAAUGGCAGCCCAAAUAGGAAGCUGCCUGAAGUACUUUCUCUGGAAUGCUUUUCUUCUGUAAGUUGCACAACAUCUCCUUUUCCAACGAAGGAGAUCAGGAACAAAAAAAUUGACAAUAAAGAUUUCAGUGGUAUGUCAGGGUUCCCCUUGUCUACUUAUAAUGUGAAUGGCGAUGCUAACACCAUUCCACCACUUAACUAUUCUCUUGUAAAAACCUCAAGUACAUUAAUUAGAAAUCCUGAAGUAAAAACUUUCAGGGGAGGAGUUUCAUUGCAGCGCAGUCAUUCUUUUUCCUCGCUUCCUAUAAAUCAAAGUCCCGUCAAGACUCGCCAGAAAUGCGAAGACGAAUUUGAGAAGCUUUACCAGAAGCUGUGCCCCAAAGAACUUCAGAAACCUCUGACGUUCACAAAGCCUCUUUCAAAUCCUAAAGAAAAAGAGAGACUAAUCAAGUCUUACUUCUUCAAUUCGGUGAAGUCUCGUAAAAAAUAUGACAGUGCAUUUGACAAGGUUUACCAGAGAUUAUGUUCGGACGGGCUUCUAAAACUGCCUACAAUUCUGAGAGCUUCAAAUUUAAGGAAAUAUGAAGGUAUACAGAUGUCAGAAACUGUAAAUGCUCUAAUUAACUCACCCGUACGAACUUUACCUUCAGUUACCAGAAUUAAAAGAAUAGCAGAUUUCCACAAUGAUGAUCUUUUAACUUCACCUGUAAAGAGACUGAAAAAUAUACCUGAAGAUGUUUUUCCUAAAACAAGUAAUCAGACUCCUCAUAGAAAAAAUAAUCUUCAGACAACUGGCUUGGACUUCUCAAGUGUCAUGGAUGGGAUUGUUGCUGGCAUAUUUGAUAGCCCUAAUUGUCAAAGUCAGGCAUCUAAAAACUUUGAUUCUGGGUUUCAUGCAUCUUCCAACCAGACUUUUCUGGUUAGUCCAAGUACUUUUGUGCAAGAAUCCAGGAUUGCAAAUGUCUAUGCAAGUAUCCCCAGGACAUUACAAAGUAAUCACUCAUCCAGGAGUGCACAAAAAUAUCAACAAAGGGUAUCCAGAAAACUCAGUUACAAUGACGGGAGAGAGAGAAGCUCAGGUAUUCUUUUGGAAGACUUCAUUGCCAAAGAUACACAAGGAGCAUUGGUGGAAGGCUACAGAGAAAAUAUUAUUUUAUAAAUUUGCAAAGGCACCAAAGACAUUUUAAUUAAUCUUUGCAAUCUAAAAUUGCAUUUCUUGGUGGGAAGGCUGCUGAAGAAUAGUGCUCUAAUACAUAACUAAUCCUGGCAUGUACCAUGUUUCUCAUCCAAAAUAAGUCCUUGGAGAUCACCAUCAGCCAUGGCAAGUAGGGCACUUUCCUUGAUGAGGAGCCAAACAUUUGGGUCCAGAAGCCCACUGGAGGGAAUCAAGGUUCUUUCUUCAGGCUAUUUGCUUAACUUGUACAUUUAAUAGUGUUUGUCAUAAUCUAUUCUUGUGAUUUUCAAUUUUUUUGUUUGUAUACACACGGAUUUUAAUAUGCUAAUAUUAAUGUACAUAGGCUUUGUAUUCCAUCAGUAUUUCUAGCUCUCCCUGCUUUAUAUAUUCACAUAUUGGGCUCCUGAAUACACUGUUUUGUAAGGUCCAAAUGUAGUGCAAUGUGACCGUACUAUCAUAUUUGAAAUUUACUUCAGCAUAAUUCUUAAUUGCUCAAUAAAUUUUUAUAUUUAGUAAAGCAAA